CUCUCUCAUCAGCAUUCGUCUGUCUCCCCCUUCUCUCUCUCUCUCUCUCUCUCUCUCUCCUGGUCCCUUCCCGUUCCCAUUCGCUCGCCGAGCCCGACCCGCGGAGGCGGAGCUCCAGCCUCGGGCGCGUCGAAGAGGGCGCGGCCCGGCGGCCGUCCGAGCCAUUGCUCCUGGAAUCCUCUUCCGGCUUUGGUCGAACGCUUGGUCUUCUUGGCCGUCCUCGUGGUCCGGCCUCUCGCCCCAAACUCACCACGCCGGCCUCCUACGCGUCAGCGAUAGCCGGGGGAUCACCAGGACUUGGAUUGGCUUCUCCUUUCGCGGCUGAGGAAGCACAGCUUCCUUGGACGGAUUGUCCAAGUCAGAUUCUUUCUGGCGGUCGUCCGUGUCUUUCUUUUCUGAUGAAAUGGACCAACCUGGGGUUCAUCCAAAGCAAUCAGAACCUGCAAAUAUUCCAUCUAGAAGGACUCACCAGAUGAGAAACAUAUGGGCUUGGGGAGUUCCAUCUACAACUACAACUAAUGGAUCUAAUGAUGCUGUCUUGUUCUCCUGCUCAUUGCCAUCAGGUCUUCCAUUUGUAAAAUUACCAGGUGUAGAAAGGGAGCACCUUGCUCAACCAAUAAAUGAAAUGUUUCCCGCAAGAAAGCAGCCGGGCCCUAACAACAGAGUGACAGAUACUAUGGAUGAUGUAGCGCAGCAUUUGAUUGGAAACCUUUUACCUGAUGAUGAAGAAGAGCUCCUUGCUGGUGUAAUUAAUGAUUUUGACCAUGUUAAAUUGCAAAAUCAAGCUGAGGAACUGGAAGAGUAUGAUGUUUUCCGUAAUAGCGGGGGUAUGGAGUUGGAUGUUGACCCUCUGGAAACCAUCACAGUUGGUACAGCAAAAACUAGUAUCAUCAAUGGUACCGGAAGCGGCAGCAGUCAAUACAGCCUCCAAAGUUGUGUUGGGACAGUGACUGGGGAGCAUCCAUUUGGUGAACAUCCCUCCAGGACUCUGUUUGUGAGGAACAUCAACAGUAAUGUUGAAGAUUCAGAGUUACGCUCAUUGUUUGAGCCAUUUGGAGAUAUUCGGUCCAUGUAUACUGCAACGAAACACAGAGGAUUUGUUAUGAUAUCUUACUAUGAUAUUCGAGAUGCUCGUACAGCUAUGCGGACACUACAAAAUAAACCUCUAAGGAGGAGGAAGCUUGACAUCCACUUCUCCAUUCCCAAGGAGAAUCCGUCAGAUAAAGAUAUGAACCAAGGAACUCUUGUGAUCUUUAAUUUGGAGCCAGCAGUUUCAAAUGAGGAGCUCCUUCGAAUAUUUGGUGCAUUUGGUGAAGUGAGGGAGAUAAGAGAGACACCACAAAAGAGGCACCAUAGAUUUAUUGAGUACUAUGAUGUCCGUGCAGCAGAAGCUGCCCUGAGGUCAUUAAACAAAAGUGAUAUUGCUGGUAAACGGGUAAAGUUGGAGCCUAGCCGUCCUGGUGGAGCUCGUCGAAGUUUUGUGCAACAAAUUAACCAUGACUUCGAGCAAGAUGAUGCAAGGCACACUAUGCUCCAUCUUGGAUCACCUUCUGCCAACUCCCCACCAAGUUUGUGGUCCCAACUUGGAAGCCCAACAGAACAUAAUCAGUUCAAUACACUCAGUGAAAAUGCAUUUAAUAGUGGGAUGAGCCCCUUGGGUGGUAACCAUAUUACUGGGUUAUCUCCAGGAUAUCCUCCAAUGAAACCCAUUGGGAAAAGCUCCAACAGGAACAUCCUUGCCGAUCAUAUAUUUCAUGGUGUUUCCAAUUUUCACAAUUCACAUUCAUUUCCAGAACAACAUGGUGGAAUUGUGAGUGCGAGCCCGCUUGUGUCUUCUGCAGCUUCAUCUGCUUCUACUGCAUCUGGUUUCACAACUCUGGCGGGGACACCAUUUCUUUGGGCUAAUAAGCAUACCUUGCGGGAGCAUUCUCAGCCUUCAGCCUUUCAUUCUCCACCUAUUGGCAAUUCACAUUUUCCCAAUAGCAUCACGCAACGCCAGGGUAGUCUCUAUAGGAACCUUCGUGGUUCCUUUGGACCAUCAGAGUACUUUUCCCAGUACCAUGUUGGGUCUGCUCCAUCUGUCUUGCCCCUUGAAAGUAACUUUGGCUAUAAUCCUGAAUCACCAGACACAUCGUACAUGAGACAGGGUAAGUUUGGGAGUAUAGGUCCCAGCCGUGCUGGUGGAAACCUUGUGACAAACUUUGGUGUGCAUUCCCGUUUCAAUGCUCCAUCUGUGCAAAGUGAUUUGGUUGGUUUUGAGGGUCCACUUGAGCCUGGCCGAAACCAUGCAAUUGGACAUAUGGGGGAUCAAGAAGAUAGCAGGAUGCAGUAUCAGCUAGAUUUAGAGAAAAUCGUUACUGGAAAAGACACUCGGACAACAUUGAUGAUAAAAAACAUACCAAACAAGUAUACGUCGAAGAUGCUUUUGGAUGUGAUAGAUGAAACCCAUGAAGGGGCUUAUGAUUUCUUCUACUUGCCUAUCGAUUUCAAGAAUAAGUGCAAUGUUGGCUAUGCCUUCAUCAAUAUGACAGCUCCUGCUUACAUUGUAUCAUUCUACAAGGCUUUUACUGGUCGAAAGUGGGAAAAAUUUAACAGUGAGAAAGUAGUUUCAUUGGCAUAUGCUCGAAUCCAGGGGAAAUCUGCUCUUAUAAAUCAUUUUCAGAAUUCAAGCUUGAUGAAUGAAGACAAGCGAUGUCGCCCAAUGCUAUUUGAUCCCAAGCAUAUAGAAAAUGGCAAUAAGAUCCUGGCGGAUGGCACAAACAUCUCCCUGAAAGAUGGCAUGCAGGAUGGAUGUGAUCUUUCUGGGGACCCAACAAAAGAUAGUUUCAGACUGAGCAGUGAAAUAAUUGGCCAACUUGGAAGUAGCCCUGAAGGAAUCUAAUACUCUUUCCAUACAAUGUCAAAGUGUACAAAUCGGACCGGAAGACUUGAUGCUGCAUUUUGUCAUUUCGCAUCGUCUGAUGCAAUAGGGGCAGGAUAAAGUUUCCUGAUGACAUGGGUAGCAAAGUAUUCUCUCUUUUGUGCUGUAUAUAGUGCUAGUGCAGUGAAAAUCUUGGCUUUAUAACAAAGCAAAAGAUUUAGGUUGAACAACAAAAAAGGAAGGAGCUUACUGUAGUUGGAAACAGAGAGGAUGAAAAGUUCCCCGUUCUGCGCAAAUUGUUGUAGCCAUUUCCUUGUGUCUAUGUGAACACCUGUGAGUUUUUGGGUCUAAAAGAAUGAUUCUCAGUGUCUAUGUAUCUGCAUUUGCGGUCACAAAUUCCUUGUGCCGUCUCUAAAGACCUAAAUCCGGUGAA
This is a messenger RNA of Setaria italica (foxtail millet), 3293 nucleotides long. Its product is annotated as protein MEI2-like 5. The record is from RefSeq and is a predicted model, not a curated record. The transcript has 14 exons. Lineage: Eukaryota; Viridiplantae; Streptophyta; Magnoliopsida; Poales; Poaceae. Gene Ontology annotation, molecular function: RNA binding. Bases 404 to 2881 code for a protein of 825 amino acids.